This is a messenger RNA of Pomacea canaliculata, 5449 nucleotides long. RefSeq names its product echinoderm microtubule-associated protein-like 1. Gene Ontology annotation, molecular function: microtubule binding. The record is from RefSeq and is a predicted model, not a curated record. Lineage: Eukaryota; Metazoa; Mollusca; Gastropoda; Architaenioglossa; Ampullariidae. Gene Ontology annotation, cellular component: mitotic spindle. Gene Ontology annotation, biological process: microtubule cytoskeleton organization.
GCUGACAUGUCUAGUUCACAGCUGACCGCCAACAGACGUAGCAUUUCACAUGGAAAUUUGCUGACAAAAUAUCCCAGCAUCAAAGGUUCACGAGAUCCAGUAUGGAACCAAGAGGAGGGUAUCUGAAGAUGUACUUGAAAGGGAGAGCAGUGACAAUGCAUGCACCAACUUCUGUGGAAGACUAUAACCUUUCCAAAAGUGGAGAAGCCCCUGAUGAAAGGCUGCAGCUAGAAUGGGUGUAUGGCUAUCGAGGUCGUGACUGCCGCAGCAAUUUGUACUAUCUUCCCACAGGAGAGGUGAUCUAUUUCACAGCUGCUGUGGUUGUGUUGUAUAAUGUAGAGGAGCAAACUCAGCGCCAUUACCUAGGACAUACUGAUGAUGUGAAAUGUCUUGCAGUUCACCCUGACAAGAUCCGUAUUGCAUCUGGUCAGGUGGCAGGACAUGAGCGCAAAGAGGGCAAGAGAAAGCGUGCAGAGGAGGGUGAUGAGAGUGGGCCACAUGUGAGAAUUUGGGAUUCAGUCAGUCUAAAUACUCUACAUGUGCUGGGUCUGGGAGACUUCGAUCGUGCUGUCUGCUGCAUUGCCUUCUCCACCCUGGAUGGAGGGCAGCAGUUGGUAGCAGUGGAUGAUGCCAAUGAGCAUUCCAUUUCUGUGUGGGACCUCAGCCGUGACCGUCCACAUAAGAUCACCGAAACAAAAAGUUCAACAGAACCUGUUUUGGCUGUAGAGUUUCAUCCCUCUGAGAAAGGCAGCAUAGUCAGUUGUGGUAAGGGGCAGAUAACCUUUUGGACUUUGGAGGGAGGAGCGCUGGCCAAGAAACAAGGCAUCUAUGAUAAAUAUGAGAAGCCCAAAUAUGUCCUGUGCCUGGCAUUUUCACCUAAUGGGGAUGUUUUGACUGGAGAUUCUAAUGGAAACAUCUUCAUCUGGGGCAAAGGAACGAACAGAAUUACCCAGGCUGUUCUUGGGGCACAUGAUGGAGGAGUGUUCUCCCUUUGUAGCACGAAGGAUGGCAAUCUUUUGUCUGGAGGAGGAAAAGACCGCAAAGUCAUUGAAUGGGAUGGCUCGUACAGCAAGACAGGGAGGGAGACAGAGCUGCAAGAAAACUAUGGGCCAGUGAGGACAGUAAGUCAAGGCAAAGGAGGCCUUGUGCUAAUAGGGACAACCAAGAACUGCAUCUUGCAAGGCUCUUUAGAUCUCGAGUUCAGUCCAAUUAUGCAGAGCCACUUAGACGAAUUGUGGGGAUUGGCAGCUCAUCCAUCUCAACAUCAGUUUCUGACAUGUGGCUCUGACAGACUUGUCUACCUUUGGGACAGCCAGUCACGUUCAGCUGUUUGGGUGAAGGAGCUAAAUGAUCCAGCCCACAGCUGUUGCUUUCAUCCUGAUGGAAACAUCGUUGCUAUUGGAACCCAGGCAGCUCGCUGGGUAGUUUUGGACCUGGCUACACAUGAAAUUGUGUCAGUUCACACUGAUGGCAUCGAACAAAUAGAAUGUAUCAAAUAUUCACCAGAUGGCACUUACAUUGCAGUAGGAUCCCGUGACAAUUACAUUUAUGUGUACCAAGUCUCAGAUUAUGGACGAAAAUAUUCGCGUGUUGGCAGAUGCUCGGGCCAUGCCAGCUUUGUCACACAUCUUGACUGGUCUCAGGAUAGCCAGUACUUGGUGUCCAACUCUGGGGACUAUGAGAUUCUGUACUGGUCAGCAGCUAGCUGCAAACAAAUCACCAGUCCCAGCACCAUCCGCGAUAUCCAAUGGGCCACACAGAAUUGUACAUUAAGCUUCAAUGUAGCAGGUAUCUGGCCAGAAGGUGCUGAUGGAACCGACGUCAACAACUGUUGCCGCAACAACAAACAAACUCUGCUGGCCACUGCUGAUGACUUUGGAAAAGUCAACCUUUAUCGGUACCCCUGUUCCCAACCUCGGUCUUCCUGCCACUCCUUCAAGGGUCAUAGUAGUCAUGUGACCUCAGUUGCCUUUCUCUACGAUGAUUCUCGUGUCCUUUCCACUGGUGGUCGAGAUAUGGCAAUCCUGCAGUGGCAAGUGGUUUAAAAGCCUUGGCAGCAACAUCAGUAUACAAGUGUGUAACAAGUAACCCAAAAAAAGGAGAAAAAACUUUUUUAAAAAGAAAUCAGUUUUUCUUCACAAACAAGGCAAACUUGGAUGUUGUAAUUCUUGUCAACUUAUGAAAUAAGAAUUUUCACUUCAUUUUCUAAUCAUUACUGUACAGUUUUCACUGUUAAAGGCUGUGCAUUACAUAUCUUUCUUUUCUCUGUGUGUGUUUGUGUGAAUGUACUCAAAUGCAUACACAUGUGUGUGUAAUGGGGAUAAGUGGGAUUGUUUAAAAUUUCUUGACUCUUUGCUUGGGUGUCGGAGGAAGGGGGGAUUUGCUUAUCAGUAGUGUCACCUUAGUGCUAGUUUUUAUAUGAUUGUGUGAUUUUGCAUUAGUAGUUUUACCUGCACAAAGAUCAAAUUUAUUUCUAAUUUUAGUAGAGAUAUUUAUAUAUAGAUAUCUCUUUUCCUCCAUCACAGUUUUUGGGUUUUUUUUUUUUUUUUGCUUUCUAUUGAAUAAGAGUAUUGUUGUUAGGUUACACAGUGACAUACUUUUCUUGAAUGGGUCAUGCAAGUAUCCUGCAUUAUGUGUGGUCCCUGUACUGCCUAGUAGGCCUGCUUUUGUUACCCUGCCACAGGGGACUCAACAAAAUGUAUCUUCUUCUUGUUCCUAUUCGCCCCUAGUGGAGCAUAGGGCCGCAAAAUGUAUCUAGGAGUAAGGAAAUUCUAGAACCCAUCACCCAUACUGUGGAAUACUGAAGCAUGCAGAGACUGCAGCAGUCUUCCAUAGAUGAAGACCAUUGGUUUAUAACUAAACUGUCAGCCCCACCAGCCCCACACCACUGUCUCCUGCCUUCUGCUAUAUAAAACACUCUCCCUUCUUUUUUUCCGUUCUGUUGCUUGUCUGAUUUCUCCCUAUGCACAGUAUUUUUGUGAUGGAAACCUUAUGUGUAUUAACAUUGUACAACUUUUUCAUCAUGAUCAUGUAAGUAAUGUCUUUUUACUCAAAGAAUAAACUGUUUCCUGUUAUACACAUAAGCUCCUGGUGUCUUUUGCCAUUUUUGUAGUAAAUGAUAUUUGUGUUUAAAUGGUAUUUUUUGAAACAACUUAAAAGUAAUGUUCAAAAUUGUUUAAAGAAAGGAACUUUUUCAGCUAGGAAAGUACUAUUUCAUUUAUCUGUUUUGUAGAUCAUUUCUUCGGGUAAGACAUUUUGUUUAGAAACUUUGGCUGAGGGUGAUAAUUGGCAGAGUUGGUUGGAGGGAAUAAAGAGGCCUGACUCUUUUUUUCAACAAAUGAGCUUUUUGUACAGUUGUUUCAUAAAGAUGUGUGGGGUAUUAUGAAUAUUUUAAAAUCUUGCCAUGUGUAAUUAGUGUUAACAGAUGUUUCAUAUUAUCAGCUUAGAGCAGUAUUUCAGAUCUAAAAAAUUUGAGAAUUUCUGCUGUGCAUUAAGUUAUAAUUACCUCAGGACAGAUCCUAAAACUGAAACCACAGAACACACAUUUUUCUUCUUGACAAUGUUGCUUGUGCAUGCUUCUUGCCAUGCUGAGAUGUGUGUCAUCUUUUGACAAGAAUGAUCUAUUGACAAGAAAUUUUGAAAGAUGAUAGAGUGCAACAGGAGAGGGUGUAUGUAUAUCUGUAUGUGGGUGUGAGAGAGUUCAAACAGUGAACUAUCUAUUAGAUUAUUAAUGGCUUAUAUACACUUUUUAUGUGCUCAGGAAAUAUUUGGACUUUGUCUCGCAAGAAUACUCCCCCCCCCCUUCACUAUCCAGCUAGUAAGAAUGAAAAAGUACAAAUUCAUAUUUAUGCAUGUGCAUACACACACAAACUGGCUAGUGAACCUGACAAGGUGAAAGGUUGUCUGUGCAGGUUUUCUUAAAACAUUAAAGGUGCAAUGAUUUAUAGAGUAGUAUUCUGAUUAUGUUUAUCACUGUUUUGCUGUGACCUGAACUCUGCUCAUCCUCCUGUUCGUUAAAUACCCAACCCAGCUUAAACAUAGUAUGUGCCUGAUGAUUUUGAUUGUCAUUAUGUCUUAAAGAAGUUAGCAAGACAUUGAAAAGCAUUUAAUAAUUUACUGGUGGUGGUAAAUGUUUCGUGCAACAGUGUGCUUUUAGUGUUGGUGACUACAGCAUAACAAAGUACCUUGUCUUGUGGAAUAUAGUGCUGAAGGUAUUUACAACUGUUUUGACUUUAAUUUCUUGGUUGUAGGCAAACAUAGGCUUGUGUUGUGACCUCUUUUGAGUGUUUGUGCUUCUUUGGCUGUGGUAUUUAAAUGUUAUUUUUACACUGUACGUUAAUAUUCCAGAUGAGUUUUGGUUCUGCCUUUUUGCAGUUUGUUUGAAAUAUAAGCUUUUAUAGGGAUGUCAGAAAUGGUGGGACUAGGAUGUGCACACUAUUCACUAGAUUCUAGGCUGGCUGGCUUGCAUGCUUUUGCGCUCUUAUCAGAUUAAUAUAACUUUCCAUGCUUCAAGGUCUGCUAGCAUUUUCCUUAGCCUUUUGAAACAUACAGAAGAGAUAGUAUAAAAUAGAUCUGCAAUCAUUCAUCCCAAAUUUCCAAAAUGGUAAAGCCUGUUACUUAACUGCUUAAAUCAAGAGUGAACUAUUGAUCUGCUUUAUUAUGGAGCCUAAAUCUCUUUAUUUAAGAUGCUGAAGACCACUGAAAUUAACUAAUCAAACAAAUAAAUUUUGAUAAUUCUUUCAUCUUUAUGGCAUUUGUAGUUUAAAGCAAAGAGUUUUACUGUUUCUUCAAUUUGACCAUUGGUUUGCCCUUCUACUUUUCAUUACAUUUUACAGCAGUGUCGUUCAAGAUUCAGUGUUUCCCUAACAGAAGAUGACUUGCUAACACUGUUAAAUUUGAAUUAGGAGAUGCCCGGUGUGGAACAUGUUCUGACAAUCAGUUCCUUCUCCUUCCUACUGUUUUCUCGUUCUGUUUAGUAAGGAUGAGUAGGGUGGGGAGUAAAAGAAUUGAUUUAAAAAAUAUCAAAGACUAUAUAUCAUCUUUGAUGACAUAAGCAUAAAAAGAGAUGAAAAUAACAACUGACAAAAUGCAUCACCAUCAUCUAUUUAUUGCAGUAGAUAACAUCAUAUUUUAUUAAGCCUGUGUCUGAAUUUUCUGAACUACUUCCUGAGCAAAGUACUUCAGGGCAGUCCUAGACAUAAAAAAAAAAUUCUCAUGCACUACACAAAAUUUCAUGUACAUAUUUUUUACCUUAAAUUUUCUAAAAUUGUAAUUCUCUGUUUUACAUUUCUAAUAUCCUUAAUUUAUAUUUUAAUUUUGUACAUUCUAACCCAUGCUACAUUUUUUGGGGGGUGGGGUGCAAUACAUUCUGUAUGCGAAGUGAAAGAUUUAUAAUUACAAGAUUGUCUAUUAUUGUUGAGUAUACAAAUAAAACUUCAUGCAACAAAUA